Messenger RNA from Trypanosoma theileri, 4116 nucleotides. Its product is annotated as myosin heavy chain. Gene Ontology annotation, cellular component: cytoplasm; vesicle; myosin complex. Lineage: Eukaryota; Euglenozoa; Kinetoplastea; Trypanosomatida; Trypanosomatidae. The record is from RefSeq and is a predicted model, not a curated record. Bases 1 to 4116 code for a protein of 1371 amino acids. Gene Ontology annotation, molecular function: actin filament binding; ATP binding; microfilament motor activity. The transcript has a single exon. Gene Ontology annotation, biological process: vesicle transport along actin filament; actin filament organization.
AUGCAUGAAAACAAGCGUGCGGGUUCUGUUGUGUAUUCCUCAUCCUCCAGCAGUAGUGAAGAUGACCGCCGCGGUGUUUCCUCCGCCCCAAUGGCGACAACGCAUGAGGUGGUGGCGCCGCCCCGCGUGGGUGUGAAGGAGCGGGCAAUGAUGUUUGCCGCCCCGACGGGCCCCUCGUCUACUUUGGCGGCCGUCACCUCCACUCCCGCAAUUGCCGCAGAGACAAGUGGAGAGAAAACUUCAACGACAGAAGAGAAGAGAGGUCGGACGGCAGCAGUUCCCAUCUCGUCCCUUUCAGUAAAGAGAUGCGUGACAGAUGGAGAGAUUAAACCCGGAAUGCGAGUAUUAUUUCGCUCUCCAAUAAUAAAAACAACAGCAACUCUACUUGAAAGGGGUUCUACUACAUCCUGGGAAUUGGGAAAAGUUAUUGAGUUGUUGCCCUGUACCGAUAAUGAUGAUGAUAAUAAUGAUAGUCUUGAUGGGGAUGAUGACGAUAAGACUAGAGGGUUUCUUACCAGUAAUAAUGACGUAAUGGUAGUUAUUAAUAGUUUCACAGGGAGGUUUUCUGAAGAGCGACAAAUACGAACUAAACUACGAUAUGUGCGGCGGUACAGCUAUGAAGGAUCACCGUUUGAUCUGAAUGAUCUUUCUAUUUUACCGGAACCUAGUGAUGCAGCUUUGCUCUACUCUCUAAGAGAACGUUUUUUCGAAGGAUUGCAUUAUACUUUUGUUGGGCGAGUCAUGUUAGCAGUGAAUCCUUAUGAACGUUGUAAGUAUCCUUCGAAUGUUCCCCAUCCACGGCAAAUCUCAAGAGCUGCAAGAGAUCUUUUACUUAUCCAUAGAAGUAAUGAUUUCAAUAAUAAUAAUAAUAAUAAUAAUAAUAAUAAUAAUAAUAAUAAUAAUAAUAAUAAUAAUAACAAGAGUAGUGUUAGUGAUGGUAAUAACGAUGGUAAUAUACAGACUGGGACUGAAGAUAGAAUAGGGGUAAAUUCAGGUAGUUCUCUCACUGUUCAACAACGCCCAGUGGCUCUCAUUGUUACUGGAGAUAGCGGAGCAGGGAAGACAGAAACAGCAAAACUUGUACUUUUUCAUUUUCUUGCUGAUUCUUUAUCUGGGAUGAAGAAGUUUUCAUCACUUUCAACGAGUGAUGCAUUAGAAACUGUAUCGAAACGUAUCCUUGGAAUUCUUGAAGCAACAAAUUGUCUUCUUGAGUCAUUUGGAAAUGCAUCAACACCACUUAAUGAUAACUCCUCACGCUUUACGAAGUCUGUCACGGUAUUCGUAGAUUCAAAAACUGGUGAAGGAGUUGGUGCCCGUAUGGAAUGUUAUCUUCUUGAAGUCUCACGUUUAGUCUCCCGUUUAUCAGGUGAAUCCACCUUUCACAUCUUUAGUAUGCUUUUUGCAAACAAAGACGGUCUGACUCCUGAAGAACAGCAACGUUUUGAUAUUUGGGAUCCUACACUCUUUCGUUCCAUGUACUCCAGUGGAGGAGAUGUCUAUCUUGGAACUUCACCCUAUACAUUUUCUCAAGUUCGUACAGCAUUAGAAUUAAUUGGUCUAGACACGGAUAAAAUUAAUUCUGUUAUACGAAUACUAUCUGGUAUUCUGCACCUUUUAAAUAUUGAAUUUACAGCACGUGACCUUUUUGCUCCUGCAUUUAUCGUUCCUACAUCAAUGUCAGCUUGUAAGAAGGCAGCAGAAUUACUUGGAUUUCCUUCCAUAAAUGAACAUGAUUCACUAGAGGCUAUGUUGACAACAGUACGUUUAGGAGGAGAAAUUCGUCAGUUGCACUCUGCAGCAGCGGAAUCGACACGGGACUCUGUUGCUAAACAUCUUUACGAAUCGCUUUUUCAGUACAUUGUUUAUAUGAUAAAUAAAUCACUUUUACCAAAUAGUAGUACGGGAUUGGAACAAUACGGUCGAUUUUCACUUUUGGAUAUUUUUGGUUUUGAAGUUAAAAAUCAAAAUUGUGGAAAUAACGACCUAGAGCAACUACUCAUUAACUACACAAAUGAGGCGAUUCAAUAUUUAUACGAAGAGACCACUUUUGAGUCUCUAUUUACAGAAGCAUUACGUGAAGGAGUUCAAUUGGAACUUUCAAAAGAAGAGAAUCAUCAUCGUAGUGGUGAUACAUAUAAUAUUUUCGUACAAAGACCUCAAGGAGUUUUAAAUAUAAUAAAUGAUGAUAGCCUUUUAUCGCAGCGAUCACGUCAAGAGGGUGGAAAAAAUUUAGCCGCCAUGUUAGCUUCACUUCAGAAAAAAUUUCCAAACUUGAUAAAACCUCAUCAAACAGAUCCUACAAAAAUAUCUAUACAACAUUAUUGUGCAAAUGUGUUGUAUGAUACCCAAAAUAUGUCUGCCAAAAAUCGUAUUUCUACAGCUGCUCCUUUAAUUUGUGCAACGAGUACGGAUACUUUUAUUUUAGAUAUCUGUAAAACCAUUUCAUCUUUAUCUACUGGACAACAUUCUUCAUCUCUUACAGAAGGUGGUAUGAGUGUAUUUUCACCCAGAUCACAUGCUACAACACUUAUCGCACGCUUUCGUGCACAAUUAGAUGAACUUAUAUCAGAACUAAAGAACUCUGAACUUCUUUGGAUCAGGUGUAUAAAACCAAAUAGUAACAAACAUCCACACAAAUUUGAUUCAACACUUGUUUUAUUACAGUUAAAGUCUGCUGCUGUAUUGAGAACACUUUUGCUAUUUGGAAAAGGAUAUUGUCACAGUUUUAGUUAUAAAACUUUUGUGCAAAAUUAUCUUUCUCUUGCCGUUCGAGGAUAUUGCUGUGAUGCGCUUGAAAAUGGCAGCUCCAGCAAAGAAAUUUACACUUCCUCAUCCCCUCCCUAUUUAUCAUCUUCUUCAUCCUUUUCACGUGGUGGGAUGUUUGAAAAAUCAAAGUUGCGUAAUUCUUCAGUUAGUCAUAUUCGAUUGCAACAAGUUGCACCCUACUAUGAUGCUGUGUACCAAGCAAGUUUUCGAGAGGCUUGUUUUUUGGCAACUCAACUUAUUCCAUGUUGUAUGAACAAUGCACUUUUACUGGGUAGCAGUAAAGUAUUUUUGCGAUCGAGUACCUUGAGAAAUUUAUUGGAAUUAGGAGAUAAAGCAAAAAUGGAAGCUUCUCAACGAAUUGGACAGGUAGGACGUGGAUAUAUUGAACGAUGUUCCUUGGCAACUAUUCGAUUUUCUAAGUUACGUGAAAAACAUCUCACUGCUAUAAGAGAACGUAUUGCGGAAGAGAUGCCUAAACGAGAGAUUUUAGAGAUUGAGCGUGAAUCUAUGUUAAUGAAAUCUUGUGAGGGACGUGCAGAACUCUUGGCUUCUUUAUCACGUCAAGCGAUGAAAUCAUCUAAGCGUGUUGAGAAACAAUGGAAAGAGUCAAUGGAGUUAAUGACAUUAGAACUGCGAAAAUCAUUUGAAGAGGUAUCUUCAUAUGAGACGGUACGUCUUCGAAAAGAAAAAGAAGUACGUAAUGAGGCAGCAAUGGAGAAGAUGUACAAGGCGCAGGCGUGGGAGGCUGUGGAACGUGAGAGGAGACAACGACAUCAAGAGGAAAUGGCCAAGCGUCAAGUAAAUAAAAACUCUACUGCUGUCAUUCGCCGAAGUUGCGCCGAUAAUGAUGCGGAGCGUGUGAAGGCGAUACAGCGAGAGAUCAUACAUGCCAGACAAGUGCAAUUGCGGGCGGAGCAGGAAGUACUGCUGGAGCGGCGGCAGCGGGAAGUGCGGCUGCAGGAGCAGCGGGAAGCGAGAGAAGUACGGCAACAUCUCGAGAAACAGCAGAGACGAAUUGCGGAACGUGCGCGUCUAAGAGAAGAAAUGGCUCAACGACACUCAAAAACAGGUUCCCUUCCCCGAUCUGACCAAUCCAGUUUCACGGUUUCUGGUGUAGAGAGAGGUACAUCAGGAGAUCCAGCAAGAGACCACGCAUUUUGUGGGUUGGUGGUGUCCCCCUCGUCGAACAUGAGCCGAACGGCUUCAACAAAUUCUUUUCCCUUUGCAAAUCAAAAAGAACGAAGAUUAGGUAUCGGAAAGGAUAGUUGUGAUCCAGAGGUGGAGUGGGCCAUUCAAAAGGACAUGAUGGCACUAUGGGAAUCCCUACAAGAUAGAACAACCAGUGUUUGA